UGGCUUCCUGCUGUCUGUCACUAGUCAUCCUUGCCGGCAUGUUUACAUUUCCCCCUGCCUGCGGUCUCUUUAUCAGGCAAUGGGUUUGUUCUGUCAUCUAGUAUAAAGUAACUGAACAAGUGUUUUGUGCACACACGUAGUGCGCACAUGCGGCUAGCUCAGGAUGACACGGACGAGUACUGUAUUGAGCAUUUUCUUCUUGUUUCUUCAUACCGCUUUUGGGGAAAGUGGUUGCACCUCAGCAGAUGGUGACGGGACUUUUGGAGAUGAUGAACCAGAUAAUUUGGACAUCAACUGUUUCAGUCAGCUGGAAUUUAAGGAUUCCUACAGCAGCCUGACUUGCAAUUUUACGGAGCUGCCUCCCUACAACACUAACUAUACCCUGGCUGUGUGUACCAAGGAAGACAGCAAUUAUAUAUGUUCCAAUAUGGAGAAACAGGAAGAUGCGUAUUUCUUACAGUUCACUGAUAUACUCUCAAAUAGAGACAUUUGCAUGGACUCUGAGAUAAAAAGAAAGACCUGCAGGAGUCUGGUUGUAACUGACAUUGUUAAGCCAGAAAUACCAUUUGAUAUAAACAUCACAUACCAAAAGGAGGCAAAUGAAUAUCUUAUUCAUUAUAGUACACCACACUCAUGGAAGAAAUACUUAAAGGACAAAUUAAUACACCAAAUAGCCUACCGUCAGGAAGAAGGAAUUUGGAAAACAAUAGAGUCUCCAUACCUGCAGGUAAAAUUACUGGGGAAAAAUCUUGAAAAAGAUGCAUCAUAUGAAGUGAAAGUCCGUUCAAAGCCCAAUGGAGAUUAUUUUAAGGGCACAUGGAGUGAAUGGAGCACUUCCAAGAGCUUCAGAACGGCCGGGGAACACUCCACGGAAAAAGACACUGACAUGGUCAUGAUUAUACUCUCCAUCCUGGGAUUCAUUUUGUCCGUUGUCAUGAUUGUCCUGAUCCUAACUUUUUGGGAAAACAGGAUCAAGCCCGCUGUGUGGCCAAACCUUCCUGAUCAUAAAAGAACCCUGGAGCAACUGUGCAAGAAACCAAAAAACAAUUUUGAUACAAGCUUUAACCCAGAGAGUUUUGGUUAUGUUCAUAUCCAUAAAGUGGACGGCAUUCAAGCAAAAGCUGAAAUGGAAAGUUUUCUGCAGCCACCAGCUUCUCCACAGGCAAAUAUUCCAGAAAAAUUUAAGAGUGGAUCAAACCUGAAGAUGAGCCCUGGUAGGAUAAAUAAAAGCAACCUAGACCUGCCUGUGACUUACGGGGGAAUCUGGCCAGAUGAAGCUUUGAAUGGACUCUUGGAUAAAAGCCAAUAUCCGAUCACUGAAGAAUUUAGCAGCUCUAGCACGUACGAAGUCUGCAGCGGCAAUGGGACACCCCUGUAUAAUGACGGUCCUGGCCUCCAUUGCGCUCCUCCCUCGUACCCCUCAGGCCAGCCCAGACCAGAGCCCCUGAAUGCUGACACGGUAUCCCAUAUGCAGCCUAACAGUGAAAUUAGGUCACCAAAUAAUGAAGACGCAUAUGUCACAAUGUCCAGCUUUUGCAAAAAUCAGUAAGCCUUAAAAAAACAACAGAAUAUUGUUUUCCUGUAACACAAGCAGGCUACUUUCCUGCCUGCUGCAUCAGACAAUAGCACACCUCUGUGGUGCACCUUUCUCACAGUGCAAUGCUACACUUACAAGGAAGAGGGUUCGUCUACAUUUCAGCGAUCUGCCUAACCUUCGUUCUCAGUAUGCCAGUAACAAUCUCCACUGCAACAGAAAUGAAAUUUAAUUCACCCUGACUUUAAUUUUCAGAUCUGAUUCAUCCAGGACAAUAACAUUGCACUUCUAGCUGAAAAUCAUAGUGUGCGUCUCAUAAACGUUGGUGAACUCUUCUGUUGACCUCUUGGUUGCAGAGUUAAGCUCUUAUUGAUGCCUAAGCAAGAAGCAUGGCAACACAUUCAAAUAAAAUAGAAUCCAAUCUCUUUUAAGCUGGGGUAGGUCAAGAGUAACUCAGCUACAGUUGGAGGAACUCCAGGAGUUUGUCAAACCCGAGUAAAUGAGAGUUACUAUCAAGCAUUAAUUGUCUGGGGAUUCAGGCGUUUGAUCACUGUGAAGGGAGCUGGCUGAGUCCCCAGGAAAAAGGGCGCAUGAAAUCACUUUACUAAGACAUUUUCUCAGACUGAUUUUUUUCGGAGAGACAACAACAAAGUAAAACCCCACAUAUAGCCACUUUUUGCUGCUGGUGAAGAUCUGCACCUGAGGCGAUUUUAGGAUCUUUAGGUACCUGUGCUAUAUAUUAAAGAUAUUCAGUAUUUCAUUACUACCAUUUUUUAAUUAAGAAAAUGGAACAAAAUCAAUGAAAAGCGAAGUCUCAGCUCUUCCUGUAAACUGGAUUGGGCCUGUAAAAUGCAUGACACUGCCUUUCUCUGCAGCCCUUGUACACGCAUUAGUGCAGCAUGCGAGUACUUUCCAGGACAGAAAGACUGAGCUAGCGUGUUUGUUCACUAGCAUUAUUAUUCCCAACGGCUGCGGCUGCAUGAGAAUACAUUGAACUUGGUCAGAUGUUUUUCUCAUGCAAGAUCUGACCUAGAAAGAGUGAUGGAGCUUCAUGGAUCCUGCCAGUGGUUGGAAGAGCUAUAUUGAAAGGAAAAAAAGAAAAAAGCCAAGUACCUUGUAAGGAUAAUGUAAAAAAAUUUUUAAUGUUGUUACGGAGGAAGGCACCUUUUCUGCACUCUGUACUUGGCUCCAUGGGGCUUCACCACAUGCUGCCACACAGAGGGCUGCGUCACUUUGCAGUCCUUCUGGGAUGCUACGCAUUGCGAAGCACACGCUUGGAGAUAAAGCUGCUAUAGCCACAGGGUUGCAUGACAGCCGAAAGGAGUGUGGCCACGGGAAAUCCAAGCCGCUUUGCUAUGCCCUGGGAUUGGAGUUCACCUCCCUCUGACGUAUCAGUCCCUCUAGCUGCUUUAAAUUCUCCUUUAUCGAAACAUACGCACGUUCCCACCGUCAUACAGGGUAUAAAGAGACUUCUCAUCCUCAGAGCUGCUCUAACUUGUUCUGACUGGUAAUAACCACUAAGAAGUCGUUAUAUAUGACAUGGAUUGCUUCAGAAAAACAGCACUCCCAAGAUGGUAUUUUACUUUCUCCAGAUCCACCCGAUGUUAUGGGAACCUUCAACCAGGGCCCACUUUAUGGUCUCUGUGUGCAAAGGACCCAAGGAUUUGGCUCAUGGCAUUCCAGUGACCUUUUACAGAACUGUUUUUAUUGCUGUUUCUCACAGAAUGGCACAUUGAUUAAUGCAACAGAAAAAGAUGAAAGCCUUGAACAUUCAUUUGCUUUGUAAUGCUUGUAUUUCAUUUAAAAAAAUAGCUGCUAGUAAUGCUUGUACUAUGAAGACUUGCACAGUGCAACUGUAGAUGCAGACAGAUUGUGUUGGAAAGAUAGCCUGUUCUGGUAAUUCAGUGACAGAUAAGAAGGAAAUAGAGGAAGAAGCAAAAGCACAUCAGAAAAAUCCUAUACAGUAUGUGCUAUGCUUAUUUUGAACUCAUAUAUACAUUUUAAAAGGUUAAAAGGGAUUUCACAAACAUCUGUUUGCACUAUUUAAACAGCAAGGUACCUGUAAGUAAUGGCCCUUCUGUUUGUCCAGAAAGGCAUGUAGGUCUUUAAUGCAGGAAGAGUAUUAUAAACCUGAUGUUUAUUUACUUUAAUUACUCUGGAAUAGUCGUAUUUUUUCUAUGUGGUAGUCAUAUUUUUGCAUAGCUGCUAAUGUUUAAACAUUCAUUCUAUUUCCUAAGUCUUAUUUAAUUAGAUAAAAUGUAUCCUUGGUUUUAUGAUGUUUUACCGUAUUAAAAGGACAUGGCUAUUUGCACCACGUA
Molecule: messenger RNA, 3852 nt
Organism: Dromaius novaehollandiae (emu)
Lineage: Eukaryota; Metazoa; Chordata; Aves; Casuariiformes; Dromaiidae
Product: interleukin-7 receptor subunit alpha
Exons: 8
Coding region: 164-1549 (461 amino acids)
Biological process (GO): positive regulation of receptor signaling pathway via JAK-STAT; hemopoiesis; cytokine-mediated signaling pathway
Cellular component (GO): membrane; external side of plasma membrane
Molecular function (GO): protein binding; cytokine receptor activity
Source: RefSeq, a predicted model, not a curated record